AUGUUCCGUGAAACUGCUUAUGAGCAGGAAAAUUGCGAUGCAGAAUCACACGCUGCUGCAAAGAUCAUUUUCGGACGUAAUUUGCAGCGACGCAGCCAGUUCUUAACGAUGCCUUCAAGACUGAUUGUAAACAACAAAAUUGCAAUGGGCGACGCCGACGAGGAGACUUCGAUUGUCUCCACUUUGAUCACGAAGACGGAAGGGCUGGCCUGA
Messenger RNA from Peronospora belbahrii, 213 nucleotides. The record is from the annotation of a GenBank genome assembly. NCBI's taxonomy places the organism in Eukaryota, Oomycota, Peronosporomycetes, Peronosporales, Peronosporaceae.